Molecule: messenger RNA, 1500 nt
Organism: Aspergillus chevalieri
Lineage: Eukaryota; Fungi; Ascomycota; Eurotiomycetes; Eurotiales; Aspergillaceae
Exons: 5
Coding region: 1-1500 (499 amino acids)
Molecular function (GO): acyltransferase activity
Source: RefSeq, a predicted model, not a curated record
AUGCCAACCCCCAUCAUAAUCGGUGUAGCAGAUAUCAAAAACCGCACCAACAAUGCCAAAGAGCCUGCCCAGUUGAUGCUUGAGGCCAUCAACGCCGCCAUCCACGACACGGGCCCUUCGGCAACACUAACAUCCAGCAUUGACAGCCUCUCUGCCGUCCGCACCUGGACCUGGCCAUACGAUAAUCUGCCCGCCCUGCUCGCUAAGCGACUCGGCAUCCAGCCAAAGCACACGCAUUACCCGGAUUAUCACGGGGGUAAUCAACCCGCCAAAUUACUGGAUGAAGCGGCACUCCGGAUUUCAAACGGGGAGAGCAGGGUCGCUGUUAUUACUGGCGGAGAGGCAUUGGAAUCGCUGGCCACGUGCAUGAAAAAGAAGUCGCCCCCGAAAUGGACACCUCCUUCGCAGGCAGUGGACAGUAUUUUCUCCCCGACAACAGCACGCGUGGCUGAAGAUAACAUCGGUACUCGUCACUCCGUGGGUGCCCCAAUUCACGUCUAUCCAUUGUAUGAGAAUGGAUUCCGUGCGUACCGGGGGCAGUCGAUUGCGGAUAACCAUGUCGAAUCGACUAAGCUCUACGCGCAGUUUAGCGAGGUGUCUUCUCAGCAUCCGUAUUCGUGGAAUUAUGGGAGGAAGGAUAGUGAGGAAAAGAUUGGGACUGUUUCACCGAAGAAUCGGAUGAUUUGUUUUCCUUACCCGUUGUUGAUGAACGCGUUCAACAUCGUCAAUCUGGCUGCUGCGUGUGUCCUCACUUCGGUCGAGUAUGCCCGUGAACUAGGCAUCCCGGAGGACAAAUGGAUCUAUCCUCGCGCCGGCGCUGGAUAUUGCGAUGCUGAUCACUUCUGGAACCGUCCGAACUUUCACACAAGUCCGGCCAUCUCUAAGUCCCUUGACCACAGUCUUGCUUCAUCAGGAUUGACAGCAGAUGACAUCGACAUAUUCGACUUCUACUCGUGCUUCCCUAUCGUCCCGAAACUGGCCUGUCAUCAUCUCGGACUGCCGAUUGACUCGCGUAAACCCAUCACUGUCCUCGGUGGACUGACUUCGUUCGGUGGUGCUGGGAAUAACUAUUCCAUGCAUGCCAUAACCGAAAUAACCCGCCAGCUACGCUCUGGGAAAGGCCGGCAUGGCUUAGUCCUCGCCAACGGUGGUGUCCUCUCUUACCAACAUGCCGUGUGUCUAUCGACUCUUCCCGGGAAUGACGCCUAUCCAAACGGUACUCGUCUCGUAGAUGCCGAUCCGUCUCCUUCGGUGGACGAAACGGCCAACGGAUCCGCCGUGAUCGAAACGUACACAGUCGAUUUCAACCGCGACAACACACCGGCACGGGCAUACGUCAUCGGCCGACUCGAGAAUGGACACCGCUUCCUAGCAAACCACGGCGAUGCGCAGACACUUGCGCAAAUGGCAUCGUGGACAGAAGAAUCAAUCGGCAAAACAGGCCUCGUGAAGACGGAGCACGGACGGAACUUAUUCUUUUUGCAGCGGGCUUCACUGUAG